Molecule: messenger RNA, 3273 nt
Organism: Oryza sativa Japonica Group (Japanese rice)
Lineage: Eukaryota; Viridiplantae; Streptophyta; Magnoliopsida; Poales; Poaceae
Product: receptor-like protein kinase HSL1
Biological process (GO): protein phosphorylation
Cellular component (GO): membrane
Molecular function (GO): ATP binding; protein kinase activity; protein binding
Source: RefSeq, a predicted model, not a curated record
CCACCCACUACUCCCACUCCCACUUCGCUCCACUCCACGCUUCCCCCAUGACUCCCCUGCUCCUCCUCCUCCUCGCCCUCGCCGCCGGCGCCGGCGCCGCCUCCUUCCCCGCCGACUUCGCCAACCUCUUCGCCGCCAAGGCCGCGCUCUCCGACCCGUCCUCCGCGCUCGCCGCGUGGGACCCUGGCCUGUCCCCGUCCCUCUCCCCGUGCCGAUGGCCGCACCUCCUCUGCUCCAACCCGUCGUCCUCCUCCUCCGCCGCCAUCGCCGCCGUGCUCCUCUCCAACCUCUCCCUCGCCGGCGAGUUCCCGGCGCCGCUGUGCGAGCUCCGGUCGCUGGCGCUGCUCGACCUGUCGUACAAUGACCUCACCGGGCCGUUGCCCGGCUGCCUCGCCGCGAUGCCGUCGCUGAGGCACCUUGAUCUCGCCGGGAAUGGGUUCUCCGGCGAGGUCCCGAGGAGCUACGGCGCGGGGUUCCCGUCUCUCUUGACGCUCAGCCUGGCCGGGAACGAGCUGUCCGGCGAGCUCCCGGCGUUCUUGGCGAACGUGAGCGCCCUCGAGGAGCUCCUCCUCGCGUACAACCAGUUCGCGCCGUCGCCGUUGCCGGAGACGUUCACCGGAAUCCGGAGGCUACAGGUGCUGUGGCUGGCCGGGUGCAACCUCGUCGGAGAUAUCCCGCCGUCGAUCGGGAGCCUGAAGAGCCUCGUCAACCUCGACCUCUCGACGAACAACCUCACCGGCGAGAUCCCGAGCAGCAUCGGAGGGUUGGAGAGCGUCGUCCAGCUCGAGCUCUACUCGAACCAGCUCACCGGGAGCUUGCCGGAGGGGAUGUCGGCGCUCAAGAAGCUGCGGUUCUUCGACGCCGCCAUGAACCAGCUCUCCGGCGAGAUACCGGCCGACCUGUUCCUCGCACCGAGGCUGGAGAGCCUCCACCUGUACCAGAACGAGCUUACCGGACGCGUGCCGGCGACGGUGGCCGACGCGGCGGCGCUCAACGACCUCAGGCUGUUCACCAACCGGCUGGUCGGGGAGUUGCCGCCGGAGUUCGGGAAGAAGAGCCCGCUUGAGUUCUUGGACUUGUCGGACAACCGUAUCUCCGGCGAGAUUCCGGCGACGCUGUGCAGCGCCGGGAAGCUGGAGCAGCUUCUCAUGCUGAACAACGAGCUCGUCGGCCCGAUUCCGGCGGAGCUGGGGCAAUGCCGGACGCUGACGCGGGUGCGGCUGCCGAACAACCGGCUCUCCGGCGCCGUGCCGCCGGACAUGUGGGGCCUUCCGCACCUGUACCUGCUGGAGCUCGCCGGGAACGCCCUGUCCGGCGCCGUCGCGCCCGCCAUUGCCACGGCGAGGAACCUGUCGCAGCUGCUGAUAUCUGACAACCGCUUCGCCGGCGCGCUGCCGCCGGAGCUAGGCAGCUUGCCGAACCUGUUCGAGCUGUCGGCUUCCAACAACGUGUUCUCCGGGCCAUUGCCGGCGUCGUUGACCGUGGUCACCACGCUCGGCCGGCUUGAUUUGAGGAACAACUCGCUCUCCGGCGAGCUGCCGCGAGGUGUUCGACGGUGGCAGAAGCUGACGCAGCUCGACCUCGCCGACAACCGCCUCACCGGAAACAUCCCCGCCGAGCUCGGCGAUCUGCCGGUGCUCAACUCGCUCGACCUGUCGAACAACGAGCUCACCGGCGGCGUGCCGGUGCAACUCGAGAACCUUAAGCUGAGCCUGCUCAACCUGUCGAACAACCGGCUCGCCGGCGUCCUGCCUCCUCUGUUCGCCGGCGAGAUGUACAAGGACAGCUUCCUUGGCAAUCCGGGGCUGUGCACCGGCGGUUCGUGCUCGAGCGGCCGCAGAGCCCGCGCCGGCCGCCGCGGCCUUGUCGGGAGCGUCACCGUCGCCGUCGCCGGCGUCAUCCUGCUGCUCGGCGCCGCGUGGUUCGCCCACAGGUACAGGAGUCAAAGGAGGUGGAGCACGGAGGACGCCGCCGGCGAGAAGUCGAGGUGGGUGGUCACGUCGUUCCACAAGGCGGAGUUCGACGAGGAGGACAUCCUGAGCUGCCUCGACGACGAGGACAACGUGGUCGGCACGGGCGCAGCGGGCAAGGUGUACAAGGCCGUCCUCGGGAACGGCGCCCGCGGCGGCGACGACGGCGCCGUCGUCGCCGUCAAGAAGCUCUGGGCUAACGGCGGCGCGGCGAAGAAGGCGGCGGCCAUGGAAGCCGGCGGCGGCGGCGGCGGCGGCGGCAAGGACACGUUCGAGGCGGAGGUGGCGACGCUGGGGAGGAUACGGCACAAGAACAUCGUGAAGCUGUGGUGCAGCCUCAGCAGCGGCGACCGGCGGCUGCUCGUCUACGAGUACAUGCCCAACGGCAGCCUCGGCGACCUCCUCCACGGCGGCAAGGGCGGCCUCCUCGACUGGCCGGCGCGGCACCGCAUCAUGGUCGACGCCGCCGAGGGUCUCUCCUACCUCCACCACGACUGCGCACCGCCGAUCGUGCACCGCGACGUCAAGUCCAAUAACAUCCUCCUCGACGCCGACCUCCGCGCCAAGGUCGCCGACUUCGGCGUCGCCAGGGCCGUCUCCGCCGCGCCGCCCACCGCCGUGUCCGCCAUCGCCGGCUCCUGCGGCUACAUUGCCCCCGAGUACUCGUACACGCUGCGUAUCACGGAGAAGAGCGACGUGUACAGCUUCGGCGUGGUGAUGCUGGAGCUCCUCACCGGCAAGGCGCCGGCGGGGCCGGAGCUCGGGGAGAAGGACCUCGUCAGGUGGGUGUGCGGCUGCGUCGAGCGCGACGGCGUCGACCGCGUGCUCGACGCGAGGCUCGCCGGCGCGCCGCGCGACGAGACGCGGAGGGCGCUCAACGUCGCGCUGCUCUGCGCGUCCAGCCUCCCGAUCAACCGCCCGUCGAUGAGGUCCGUCGUGAAGCUGCUGCUGGAGCUCCGGCCGGAGAGCAAGGAGAAGGCCAUGGCGGAGGAGAAGCCUCUCCUCGUUUGAUCACACAAAGCCAGCACUGAUGAACACACUGAACAGUAGUACCUCACUUUAAUUAGCAAUUAGCAUAAUCACUCGCUUCAAAAAUCAGUUAGCAUAAUCACAUUAACAAUCAGUAGUAAUUAAUGUACUCAAGUACCCAGCAUUAAGGUUGAAGCCUCAAGCAUGCAAUGUAAGCUAGAACUACUUAAGUAAAGGUCCUCUAUGUAUAGCUCAUUCUAGUAUUUUCAUGGGUUAAUGUACUACUACCAGUUUGUCUAAAGUAUCAAUGCCAACAAGGAUUUGGUUUAAGCUA